Thermothielavioides terrestris NRRL 8126 is the source of this 1710-nucleotide messenger RNA. RefSeq lists its product as uncharacterized. The record is from RefSeq and is a predicted model, not a curated record. Gene Ontology annotation, cellular component: cytoplasm. The transcript has 3 exons. Bases 355 to 1509 code for a protein of 384 amino acids. Gene Ontology annotation, molecular function: tubulin binding. NCBI's taxonomy places the organism in Eukaryota, Fungi, Ascomycota, Sordariomycetes, Sordariales, Chaetomiaceae. Gene Ontology annotation, biological process: post-chaperonin tubulin folding pathway; tubulin complex assembly.
UCCCGGUCCGUAUUGGACACUGCUUCACAGCGUCGUGCGGGUUGGACCUGGGGUAUGUCGUCACACUCGUUUGUUCUUAUGAGAAGACUUACACGAUCAUUAGGCCGCUCAUUUUCUUUGAGAGAGCAUAGGCUUGACCGCCACGUUCUUCUUCCCAAAAGAACACUCCACAACAAACUGCUCUUGAGCAAUCGCGAGCACCUAGGACGGAGAACCGCACGCCGUGAUCCCAAAUUUCACUGGCACACGGCGCAUCGAGCCCGAUGGAGACCGAGGAUACUCCCGAGCGAUUCCAUCGCCAGUUCCAAAUCUCGGUUGCAAGUACGUCCAUCACUGGCGCUCCAGUCGACUUAUAUGAUCCGUUACCUUACUUACGAAAUAAUCCCAGGCCUCCAGGAGCAGAUCGAUCUGCUGCCCAGCUUCUCAACUGUUGGCGGCGAGCAGCAGGAUGCGGUCGACCACGUCCUGAGCGGCAUCUCUCAACUUUCUAACCGGGUGGCCGACGCGGCCGACUUCCUGCCCGCCUACGACCAGCGCACCUACUCCGAGGCCGUCAAGGACCUCCGGGACAAGCUCAACAAAACAACAGCCCAGUUCGCACCGCGGAACCGCUUCCAGUUCAAGCACCGCACCGGCAACGCCACUGCGGCCACAGCCAAACCCGAUACCCGGCGCCUGAACCCGACUGCCACCCCGGCCAACCCUGUCGCAGAUGGCGCUGCUUCCUCCUCCACUUCCAAGCCGGCAGAUGUUAAGGACUCUGCUGGUGCUGCCCCGACCUCCAGCAGCAAUGACAAUGACAACAACAACUUGAAGAGCAACGACAGUGCCACCGCCACCGGUAGCAAGAACUACAACGCUGAGAUCACCAACCAGACCCGAAGCGGCGCCAGCAGCCUCGGCGUCCGCAGGCCGAGCUUCUCGACGGCGCGCGACAUCAUGCUGUCGGGCCACAGCGGCGUGCACAUCGUUGUGCCGGCGUCGGCGUCGCACGCCACCUCGGCCGGCUCGUUGCUCGACCUCAACCGGUGCGUGAUCGACAUGACGGCUCCGACCACGGCGGCAGGAGGCAGUCCCUUUGCGAGCCUGGUGCUGCUCGACAUAUCGGGCUGCGCCAUCGCGGCCGGCCACGUCGACGGGCCCGUGUUCGUUACGCGCGUGCGCGACAGCGCGGUCGUGGUCGCCGCCCGCCAGGUGCGCAUCCACGACUGCGAGAACGUGGUCUUCUACCUGCACUGCGUCAGCCGGCCCAUCAUUGAGAACUGCAAGGGCGUGCGGUUCGCCAGGGCGCCUGAGGCUUAUUUAACGGACAAGGAAAAGGGCGAGACCAACCUGUUUGACCAGGUCGACGACUUCAAGUGGCUGAAGACGACGGCGUCGCCCAAUUGGAGCUUGCUGCCGGAGUCGGAGGCCAUCCCGGGCGAUGUCUGGAAGCAGGCGCUGGCGGGCGGCCCGGCGGUUGCAGUCGACGACACGCUGCGGAUGCUGGGGAUCGGAAAGGGCACUUAGGCAAGGGCUGGUGAAACAUGUUCUCUAAGACGGAGCAUCGCUGUGAACGCCGCAAAGUGGGCGUGCCUGUUUAGCAGCUGCAGUGGCUAGAUACAGCCAACGAUGAUUUCCCGUCCUGGGUGGACGCUUGGUUUGUGAGGGCAGCCGAGUCUGGCGUGGUUUGGUGUGUGCCCGAGUGUAUUACGUCGUUGUCCUAACGCC